AUGCAUCAUCUUGAUCAAGGGAGUAUAAAUCUUCUCAGCAGCCAACAAGUCAUUACAAGUGUUUUUGAUGCUGUUAAGGAGCUUAUUGAAAACUCUUUAGAUGCUGGAGCUAAAACAAUUAAAAUUUUAAUGGAAGAUAUUGGCUUAAGAAAGAUCGAAGUCACAGAUGAUGGAUCAGGAAUUACUCCAAAUGGAAGAGAUGAUGUUGCACUUCCUCAUACUACUUCAAAAAUUUCAACAAUCGAAGAUUUAAAUAAUGAAUUAUCUACUUUCGGUUUCAGAGGCGAAGCAAUACAUUCAAUAUGCUGUCUUGGCGAUGUGUCCAUUACAACUAGAUGCAAAGGCGAAGAUUCUGCUCUCACAAUGGUGUUUAAUCACGAUGGAACAAUCAAAUCUCGCAAGAAAUCUACGGCGAACGUUGGUACUACAGUAUGCGUACAAAACCUUCUUGACGGACUUCCAGUUAGAAUUCGAGAUGAAAGAGCAAAAUUCAAUCCAGAAAUAUUGAAAGGAUUACUCAGUCGGUACUAUCUAUCAGCCCCUCAAGUACGAUUCAUUGUUGACUGUCCGCCUCAUUUUACCGUUACUCGUCCUCCAUUAACCAAUUUACAACAGGCAGUUUCGCUUGAAUUCGGUGUAAACGUUUCCAGCCAACUUUCCAGUCGUAAUUCUGAGACUUUUAUCGGUGAUGUUCGCGUAAAAUUGCAAGCAUUAGUUCCAGAUCAGAAAUCAGAUUGGAAAACGGUUUCUACGAACAGAAAUUCUGCCAGACAAAUACUUAUAGUCAAUGGCCGUCCAGUUAGAAGCGCUGCCGUUGAAAAAGUCAUAAAUGAGAAUUUUUGGAAAGUAUUUGGCACAAUUCCGAAGAGAUUUCCAAGAUUUGUUAUAUGUUUAGACUUUUUCCGUGACCAAAACAUCACUUCCAGCCUCAUAGAUGUAAAUAGAGAUGCAGCCAAAUAUGGAAUCGCUUUUUCUGAAGAACAAUCAAUUCUAAAGUUCAUAGAAAAAUCACUUAGCCUUGAUACCAACCAUGAAAAGGAAGUUUCCCAAAAAACUUCAACGAUUUCGAAAUGGCCUUCAAAAUCUCCAUCAAUUUCGUUAGAAGAUGAAUCAACUCAGUACAACAUUGAGAAAUUCGGAACAUACAAAUGGAAACACAUUAAUUCCUUCGAUGAAUUCCCUCUGUUUUUCGUUGAAGGACAAUCUGACAAACAUAUACUUGCUGUGAAGACAGAAGGACUAUUUGAACAAUGCGGAGUUGCAACCCCUGAAAUAGCUCGCAUUCCCCCUGAAGAAUUAAUUGUUAUGUACUGGGAUAAGAUUAUUGAGUUUGAUAAAGUAAGUAAGAAGGUGGUACAUGUUGCAGAAAUUGUAGAUGAUAAGCAAUAA
This is a messenger RNA of Trichomonas vaginalis G3, 1389 nucleotides long. Its product is annotated as DNA mismatch repair protein, MLH2-like. Gene Ontology annotation, biological process: mismatch repair. Gene Ontology annotation, cellular component: MutLalpha complex. The record is from RefSeq and is a predicted model, not a curated record. The transcript has a single exon. Lineage: Eukaryota; Parabasalia; Trichomonadida; Trichomonadidae. Bases 1 to 1389 code for a protein of 462 amino acids. Gene Ontology annotation, molecular function: mismatched DNA binding; ATP-dependent DNA damage sensor activity; ATP binding.